Messenger RNA from Pestalotiopsis fici W106-1, 1299 nucleotides. RefSeq lists its product as uncharacterized. Gene Ontology annotation, molecular function: 6-phosphogluconolactonase activity; protein binding. The transcript has a single exon. Bases 1 to 1299 code for a protein of 432 amino acids. Lineage: Eukaryota; Fungi; Ascomycota; Sordariomycetes; Amphisphaeriales; Sporocadaceae. The record is from RefSeq and is a predicted model, not a curated record.
AUGUUUGCCUCUAUACUUCUUUUUAGCAGUGCACUUUUUGGGCUGGUGCAAGCAGCCUGCAUUCCUCAGUCGCACAAUGAUAAUUUCCCAACCGAUCCAUUGACACUGUACGUCGCGCAUCAGGGUCGAGGGAUCUUGACUUUGCAAUUUGACACGACCAAAGCGGCAAAUGAAAGUCUUGGGAUUGUAGACGAGACUGAAGCGGGCCAUCAACCAGGAUGGAUAUGCAGCCGCGACUCCAACAUCUACUCGGUGGCGAGGACUUACUACCCCGACAACUCAUCUGUGUCGGGCGGUGUCUUUGGCUUUACCAGGAUUGGCGACGACUUAUCAAAAGUUUCCGAGAACUCUUCAGACGGGAAUGGAGGAGUCUUUUGCCAUAUCAACGAAGAUGGCUCGUUGAUGAGCGUUGCAAAUAUUGAUGGUUCUACAGUCUCGCUCCACCCACGGUCAGAAACUGGCGUAGUAGGCGCGUCGUCGCAUUUGUUCAAAUACAACCUCACACAACCUGGACCGGGUACCAACGACUCUCAGAUCCAAAGCAACCCUCACGAAGCAGUUUUCGGGCCUUCGGGACCGUGGGGCCAGUUGAUGGUAGUCCCAGACCGUGGUGCAGAUCGUGUAUACGUCUACCGGGUACGCUCGUCUGGGAAUGGCACCGCGGAUGUUCAUUUAGCUGAGAAUAUCACUCUGCCUCUUGGAACCGGACCACGUCAUGUCAUUUUCCAGGAGAGCUUGGGUCUCAUGUACCUCGUAAGCGAACUGGACAAUACUGUGAGGGUGUUCAGCAUCGAUACAAGCAAAAUGUCCAAUGAUGUAGUGAAUAUCACCUUGCUGCAGACCGCAUCAACACUGGGGCCAGGAUCGGCGCGAACUUUACCAAUUAACGAGCACUUGGCAUCCGAGUUGGCAUUGUCGAACAAUGGACGCUUUCUUUACGUCUCAAAUCGCGACACGACAUCGUAUGACAGCGAUAAUUUGGCUAUUUUCGCUGUCAACAGAACCACACUCUCCCCACAACCCUUGGAGUGGCUUGGAAUAAACGCGACGAAUGGAAAAAUUCCGCGGCACUUUGCACUGAGCUCUGACCGGGAGAAUCAGUGGGUCGCCGUGGCUAACCAAGUUUCGAAUACGAUAUUCGUGUUUAAGAGGAGUUCAGAGAAUGGGUUUCUAGAAGAGGUGAAGGGCAAUUUGACUUUGGGAGACUUUGAUCUCACGCUAGAGAACGGUCCAAUGGCUGUCGUCUGGGCUCGUCCACGGGACAGAGGCGCGCUAUCAACCAGAAUGGAUAAGCAGUGA